AUGGAUUGGCUAGCAGUUAAUAAUGCUACGCUAGAUUGUGCCAGGAAGUUAGUGUCUUUGUUAGUGUCGUUGGCAGGAACUAGUUCUACUGAGCAACUUAGGUUCCUAUCAGUUGUGCAAGCUGAGAAGCUAAUCAAGAAAGGGUGUGACUCCUACAUAGUAGUUUGUGCUACCAGCAGCAUGUAUGACGGUGGUAUUGAGAAAAUUAGAGUGGCCAGUGAAUUUCAUGAGAUAUUUUCUGAGGAGAUGUCUGGAUUACCUCCGAAAAGAGAAGUUGAAUUCUCAAUAGAUUUGGUUCCUGGUACAGAAUCAAUUUCUAAAGCCCCUUACCGGAUGUCACCCUCAGAGUUGAAUGAAUUGAAGAAGCAGAUUGAGGAUUUGCUUAACAAAUGA
This is a messenger RNA of Prosopis cineraria, 393 nucleotides long. RefSeq lists its product as uncharacterized. The transcript has a single exon. NCBI's taxonomy places the organism in Eukaryota, Viridiplantae, Streptophyta, Magnoliopsida, Fabales, Fabaceae. Bases 1 to 393 code for a protein of 130 amino acids. The record is from RefSeq and is a predicted model, not a curated record.